AUUGUGUUGUGUCUUUUGGAGGCAGCCCUUAUCCAGGCUCAGUAUUCCUGGUUGGGAACCGGCCAAAAGACUGAUGACACUGGUCCUGAAGAUCCGUGUCUCACAGACCGGGCGUCGUGUGGCUGCUGUCUGAUGCAGCAACAGGUACACAGGAUGAAGAAGUUCUUCAACAUGAGCCUCAAUGAGAUGGAGCAGGAACUGACGAAGACAAAGAAUAUCCUCAACAACAUCCGAGCCAGCCGCAGCGCCUUCUCCGUCUCUAUGACCAGUCAAAGCAAACUGAACUGCUACGGCCCCUUCCGCGACGACAGGCUCAUCGUCUACAAACACAUCUUCAUCAACCUGGGCGGCAGCUACAGCGACAAGACCGGCAUCUUCACUGUCCCGCGCUCCGGCGUCUACAGCUUCGCCCUCACCGUCUACAGUGACGCCGGCUCUCCUGGUAACACCUUGGCUGCCUGCGCAGGUCUGCUGGUGAAUGGCCAGGUGGUGGCAGGACCCAGAGAAAAGAAUAUGCAAGACCAAGAGGACAGUGCCACCAUUGUUGUGGCCCUCCACCUGAAGGCUGGGGACAAGGUGGCUGUCAACCUGCCCAUUGGAUGUUUCCUCUGCGACGACAGCAGCCACUAUAACACUUUCACGGGUUUCCUGCUGUAUGCUACUGACUAAUUAAGGGGAAUGUAGCUGCUCUGUGAUUUGUACCAACUCUUAUCUUAUUGAUGAGGUUUGAGUCCCACACAUUGAGUCUGUCUGUGGUGACAGUUCUCGUCUGUAGCCCUUUAAUCUAUCUGCCCUUUUUUACUCUCAUCCACCUUGACAAUUCUUUGUUUCUGUUGUUCGUCAUGUUCCACUGACAAAACAAGGUUUAAUUCAGUCUUUUCAAACAUAAAUAACUUCAAAAUGUUACAUAUCUGUGU
Messenger RNA from Centropristis striata (black sea bass), 917 nucleotides. RefSeq names its product complement C1q-like protein 4. The annotation marks the transcript as partial. The transcript is spliced from 3 exons. Gene Ontology annotation, molecular function: protein binding. The record is from RefSeq and is a predicted model, not a curated record. Lineage: Eukaryota; Metazoa; Chordata; Actinopteri; Perciformes; Serranidae.